Messenger RNA from Gossypium arboreum, 1013 nucleotides. RefSeq names its product agamous-like MADS-box protein AGL80. The coding region runs from base 36 to 809 and encodes 257 amino acids. The transcript has a single exon. The record is from RefSeq and is a predicted model, not a curated record. NCBI's taxonomy places the organism in Eukaryota, Viridiplantae, Streptophyta, Magnoliopsida, Malvales, Malvaceae. Gene Ontology annotation, biological process: positive regulation of transcription by RNA polymerase II. Gene Ontology annotation, molecular function: protein dimerization activity; RNA polymerase II cis-regulatory region sequence-specific DNA binding; DNA-binding transcription factor activity, RNA polymerase II-specific.
GCAAUACGCGAGAAAAAACCUUUGAUUUGCAAGGCAUGACGAGAAAGAAAGUGAAGCUUGCCUAUAUUACCAAUGACUCGGCAAGGAAAGCCACCUUCAAGAAAAGAAAGAAGGGUUUAAUGAAAAAAGUGAGUGAACUUAGUACCCUUUGUGGUAUCGAUGCUUGUGCUAUUAUGUACAGUCCAUAUGAGUCCCAACCGGAGGUUUGGCCAUCGGCUAUGGGAGUCCAACGUGUGCUGUCCAAGUUCAAGAAGGUACCCGAGAUGGAACAAAGCAAAAAGAUGGUGAACCAAGAGAGUUUCCUAGCCCAGAGGAUCGCCAAAGCCAAUGAGCAGCUCAAGAAGCAGUGCAAGGAAAACCGGGAAAAGGAGAUGACACAUGUCAUGUUCCAGAACCUUAUUGGCAAAGCCGGUAUCCUUGGAUUAAACGUGGUGGACUUGAACGAUCUCGCUUGGUUGAUCGAUCAAAACUUGAAGGAGAUCGACAAAAGGGUCGAUGCACUUGCUAAAACAUCUCUUAAUCCUCAAGGCCAAGGGGGUUCAUCGUCGUCCGUGGCUGUGCCGCCUAUGGUAACGCCCGAAGUGGCUAUUACGGGGGACAUGGUGCAAGGGGAGGUGAACAACAUGGAUUGGAUGCAGAGGCAACAAUGGAUCAUGGAGCUGAUGAAUAAUAAUAAUAAUCCACAAACACAAACACAAACUCAUGUGGGAUUUAAUGGCGAAGAGACGGUAUUCCCAUUUGGGGAUAACAUUAAUCCUAACGUCAACAAUGGCCUUUGGUCCAAUGCUUUUUUCCCUUGGGAAAAAUAGAGUUUCAUUUCAAUUUUUAUUUGUUUGCUUCUGGUAUUGCCUUUUAUCAUUUUAUGUGAUCAGCAUACAUAUGUGAUAGUACUGCGUUUGCUGAUCUUGCUCACAGUCAUUUCCCUAAAUAAUGUUCCUUAGGAUUCAAACAUAUGAUUCUUGUUUUAACUUCACAUUUGUUAUAUUAUAUUAUAUUAUUCUCUUCAUUUGGAA